UUCUUUCAAUUUUUCAAUUAAUAGCUCCCUGAAAUUGUAAUUAAGCUUUUAGCUUUUGGAAGAACAAAAAACAGAGCUGGAGAAAUGAAGGAGAGUGGUAGAAAACAAGGUGCUAUGUCUCCAUGCGCAGCAUGCAAGCUUCUGAGAAGGAGAUGUGCGCAGGAUUGCGUGUUUGCUCCUUACUUUCCAGCUGACGAGCCCCAGAAGUUUGCCAGUGUGCACAAGGUUUUUGGUGCCAGCAAUGUCAACAAGAUGCUACAGGAAUUACCAGAGCACCAGCGCAGUGAUGCAGUGAGCUCCAUGGUGUAUGAAGCAAAUGCCAGAGUGAGGGAUCCAGUGUACGGCUGUGUAGGAGCAAUCUCAUCUUUACAACAACAAAUCGAUGCCCUCCAAACCCAAUUGGCCAUUGCUCAAGCUGAGGUGGUGCACAUGAGAAUGGGCCAAUUCUCAACUUCAUCAGCAACAUCCAAUGCUGCCACCACCACCACUUGUUCACCUGAUCAAAAAUCAACGGCUCCUAAUCAUUCUCAUCAUCAUAAUCAUCAGACCACCAAAUCCUUUUUUACCAUGGACAUGGUGGUUGAUCAGGCCAAUAUGGGAGAGUCUUUGUGGUCAUGUUAGCUACCUACCU
This is a messenger RNA of Prunus mume (Japanese apricot), 631 nucleotides long. RefSeq names its product LOB domain-containing protein 4. The record is from RefSeq and is a predicted model, not a curated record. Lineage: Eukaryota; Viridiplantae; Streptophyta; Magnoliopsida; Rosales; Rosaceae.